Cavenderia fasciculata is the source of this 2052-nucleotide messenger RNA. RefSeq lists its product as uncharacterized. Lineage: Eukaryota; Evosea; Eumycetozoa; Acytosteliales; Cavenderiaceae. The transcript has a single exon. The record is from RefSeq and is a predicted model, not a curated record. The coding region runs from base 1 to 2052 and encodes 683 amino acids.
AUGGAUAUAGAUAGAGAUAUAAUGGAAGAUACAAAUAGAGAUAUAUGUUAUUUUAUAUAUGGUGGUAGUUAUCUACCUAAUAGAAUCAUCUAUCAAAUAGUUGAAGAGUUGGUGAAUGAUAUCGAUUUGAUAUGUCUGUUGUUCACUUGUAAACAGUUUUAUUAUAACUUUAGACAACAAUACAAGUGUCGAUUCAAAGGUGUAUCAUUAAUAGAUCAGUCAACACACGCACUCAACAAAAUACGUGACAACACUAUACACGCAACCAAAUCAUUCCACCUUCGAUCAUUCACCGAUAUAUUUCACAGAUCAAUAUCUAAUCAACUUGUCAAAAGCAACAUACCAUUAUUUAAUUAUAAUAAUAAUAAUAGUCAUAGUGAUAAUAGUGAGGAUUCAAUUGAAGAGGCUGUAAUUUUGGUUGACCAAAUUUACCAUAAACAACAAAAAAAUAAUAAUAGUGAUGAUUCGAUUGAAACCCCGAUCAUUAUGGGAGGAGCUGGCGAUGACUAUAAUGAACAACCUUUGAUGCAAGAUCUACCAGAUACCAUCAAAUGGCUAGCCGUCAAUAGUUCUAGUAGACCUCUCACAUUGGCCACUGGAUGGAAGUUUCCAAGUCAGCUGGAGAAACUAGAAUAUACUUCAACUAUCAAUAGAAAGAUUGAAAUGGGUGUACUACCAGAGACAUUGACUGAAUUGUCUUUGAGAACACCUUCAGAGACUAGUCUUGAAGAAGGUGUGAUUCCAAAGUCAGUCACAUCACUCACACUCAAGAAAAUUGAAAAAUCUUUGGAAGUUGUUGGUGAUGAUGUGCCUGUCAUCUACUACCACUUUCCUAGUCAUCUCUUGCAUCUCCACAUUCAUUUCAAAAUCGAAUCUCCAAUGCUGAUGUUUCCACCGACUCUGCUAUCUCUCUCAUUGCAUAUGCCUCCAGCGACCACCGACUUUAGAUUCCCAUCCAAUCUUGUCAGUUUAACACUUGGGGUUGGUCGAGAUGGUGUCAGCCGUUCGUUAAACCUCUCUCUUCUCACUGCUCUUCAAACACUCGUGAUAAGGUCAUCUGUCCCUAUUCCAAGUGACUAUCUUCGUCUCCCACCAAACCUAACCAGUCUCGUUCUCUAUGCCAGUACGACGAUCGACUCAUUGACAUUCUUUCCGACGAGUCUGGUCAGUCUCGAAACAUUUUAUAUUACUAUAAAAGGUGCCGUCGAAAAAGGAGAACAGCUACACGACACACUCACCCAUUUAAGUUUACAAUUCAAAGAGGCCAUCCCCGUUGGAUUCAUUGGCCCGUCUAUUAAAACUCUCAAACUCGGUUUUAUCACAAAAGAACUGCUCGACGUUGCUCUGCUGGAUGGUACUAUUCCAGAGGGUGUACAAACACUCUCUAUCACCAGCUACCGAAAUUUUGGUAUCCCUCCAACUAUUCUACAAUCGAUCAAUCGUUUUACAUGGAAUCGUUUGAAUACCAAAACAGAAAAUCUAGCAUUUCCAUCGACCGUUGGUGCACUAGAAUAUUUUUCUGGGCUCCCGGCCAACUACCAGAUUCCAUCAUCACUCACCUCACUAUCGACGGUUGCCACACGUCAAGCCAACCUAUUACAAAAAGAAUAUGGUCUGUCAACUCUCUACAUCUAUCAAGAUGAAAACAACAGAAAGUGGUUGCUUCCUGAAACUGUUACAUUUCUAUCUUUGGAUAUCCCCUCACAUUUUGAUGGAAUGGAUGAAACAUAUUAUUUGUAUGUUAGGUUGGAUCCAAUUAUCUAUCAAACAAAUGUAACUGAAUUGGUAUUACGAACAAUUAGUAGAGAUAUUAUUCAUUGUAAUAUUCAAAGAUUGGAAGAUUAUAGCAACAACAACAACAACAACAACAAUAAUAGUGAUACCUAUGAUGUAUUGAUAACAGACCAACACUCAUUACUUGGGGGUAUCGUCAGACUUUCUAAACAACAACCACAAACACAACAACUAUAUUUAAAUAUAAAUUGGAAGAAAAUUGGUGACCCAUUUAAAAUCAGUGUGACUACUAUCCCAGGAACAACAAACAUACAAUGA